Molecule: messenger RNA, 1543 nt
Organism: Adelges cooleyi (spruce gall adelgid)
Lineage: Eukaryota; Metazoa; Arthropoda; Insecta; Hemiptera; Adelgidae
Gene: Pyroxd1
Product: pyridine nucleotide-disulfide oxidoreductase domain-containing protein 1
Exons: 2
Coding region: 136-1491 (451 amino acids)
Molecular function (GO): flavin adenine dinucleotide binding; oxidoreductase activity
Source: RefSeq, a predicted model, not a curated record
AUUUUGUAAACAACACAAUGAAUUAUGAAAUUGAAAUUUGAACUUCUUAUACCUGAAUUUUGAAAUGAAUUAAUUAUCGAAUUGACUUAUAGACAAAUUUUGUCUAAAACUAUGAUGUUAUUCCAAAACUGAAAAAUGUCUAAUGACGAAGAAAUCGAAGCCACAUAUGUCAUUGUCGGUGGCGGUAUUGCCGGUAUGAGCUGUGCUGAGACAUUGAGAUUGUAUACAAAAGAUCCGAUACUGUUAAUUUCGGAGUCGCCCACUGUUAAAGUGGUCACCAAUAUAAAAUUUCACACAAAAAUGGCAGCUGGGUUUGACGUAGAAGAAAAAUGUUUACAAACGCUUAGAGAUAUUAAGUUUGUUGUGGGAGAAGUGAUUUCAAUUGACUCGGUCGCACGUAUAGUUUAUACAAACAAUGUAAAAAUCAAUUAUCAAAAACUAUGUUUAUGUACUGGCGCUACGCCCAAACUUCUAGACGAUAAAGACUAUAUUAUCGCUCUACGAGAUACUCACUCUGUUGAAUACUUCCAAACGAUUCUCGGCCAAGCUAGUCAAAUAGUUAUUGUCGGCAAUGGCGGUAUAGCGACUGAUUUGGUGUACAAGUUAAACGACGUUAAGAUCAUUUGGGUGAUUAAAGACAAUUAUAUAAGUUCACAUUUUUUGGAUGCCGGCGCAGCCGAGUUUUUCAGCAACUAUUUAAACGCUACACAAGUAGAACCUAAAGUCGUCAAAAGACACAGGUAUACAGGAGAAAAAGGAACUGGUGCUGCGCUGGGUCCGGAUUGGCAUAGCGGUGUAAUGUUUGGAAAUAACAAAAAUAAAGAAGUCAUUAUUGAAUAUACCACUUCGAUCAAAAGUAUUUCCAAAGACAAACAAACAAGAGUGGAACUGGAAAAUGGAAAAACGUAUGAAUGUGAUUUUGUCGUAUCUGCAAUAGGCGUAACCCCAAAUAGUGAUAUAGAAUUGAAAAACAAUAAACAGUUUGACAUUGCACCUGAUAACGGUAUAAAAGUAGACUGGAAAAUGGAAACAAAUCUGCCAGAUAUAUUUGCAGCAGGCGAUGUAUGUACCACCGAGUGGAAAUCGGAUCAUUGGUUUCAAAUGAGAUUAUGGACUCAGGCGCGACAAAUGGGCAUUUAUGCUGCAAAAUGUAUGUUUCAUAGAAACGCAAAUGAAGCACUAUACCAAGACUUUUGCUUCGAGUUAUUUACACACGUGACUACAUUUUUCGGAUUCAAAGUCAUACUGUUGGGUCUGUACAAUGCCCAGGGGUUAGAAAAAAACGACUGUGAGUUGUUGGUUAGAGUUACCGAUGGACAAGAAUAUGUCAAAUUAGUACUGAAAAGUGGUCGAGUCGUCGGAGCCGUUUUGAUCGGCGAUACCGAUUUAGAAGAAAUGUGUGAAAACUUGAUAUUGAAUCAAAUUGAUAUCUCAAACCUCAAGGAUGACUUGUUAGAUCCAAACAUAGACAUAGAAGAUUAUUUUGAUUGAUUUAAUUGUUUAUUGUCUUGAAAAAAAAUUGUAAAUACACGUAAAAAAAAAA